This is a messenger RNA of Aspergillus thermomutatus, 399 nucleotides long. RefSeq lists its product as uncharacterized. The record is from RefSeq and is a predicted model, not a curated record. The coding region runs from base 1 to 399 and encodes 132 amino acids. Lineage: Eukaryota; Fungi; Ascomycota; Eurotiomycetes; Eurotiales; Aspergillaceae. The transcript is spliced from 2 exons.
AUGGGCAGGUCAUUAGCCACAGAGGACUACGAGAGAGUUCUCCUGAUCAAGGACCACAGCUCUCAGACCAUUUAUAAAACUGAAAACCUCACGACUCGACCUGCCCAAAUACCACGAUCAAACACACCGUCCACCUCGGCACGAAACGAACAAGAAAUGGCAGCAGAUGGACCCCUGACACAUGGCCACAAAGGAGCCGUCAAGUCCCGAAAUUUCGCCUUGAUGAGCAUGUUCGGCGUGUUCGCCGGGGCUUGGCUGGUUUUCCGUGUUCUUGCGCCCAAGCGUGGGUCCUAUGUGGUUUCGGACGAGGAGCGGGCGACUAUGCGUGGUGGUCUCGGUGAUAAGUUCCCUGAGGGGAACAGGACGGCGACGGUGCCUAAGAGUGUAGAAAGGACCUAG